UUGACAUUUGACCGUUUCGAUAGUGACAGCUGGAUUUCCAGAAAAAUAGAAGUUGGCAAAUUUUGUGUCAUUAUCAAGUCCUUAUCUUGUUUUUGGAUAAGAAUCUGAAUCUUCGAAUUAUUGAAUUAGUCUUCGAAGGUUUUAUAUGUGCAAUAAAACAAGUCGCGAAGUGUGCUGAUACUUUGUUAUCGAAAUAAUAGUGCCGGCGUCACCAUGUCGGACGAGAGUCAUCCAAAAACACUUUAUGUAGGUAAUCUGGACGUGUCAGUGUCAGAGGACCUGUUAUGUACCUUGUUUUCACAAAUAGGCCUAGUGAAAGGAUGUAAAAUAAUUAGGGAGCCUGGAAAUGAUCCAUAUGCCUUUAUCGAAUUUACUAAUCAUCAAUCUGCAUCCACUGCUUUAGCAGCAAUGAAUAAACGACUAUUUCUAGAUAAGGAAAUGAAGGUAAAUUGGGCAACUAGUCCAGGAAAUCAACCAAAACAAGAUACAUCUAAUCAUCAUCACAUCUUUGUUGGUGACUUAUCUCCUGAAAUUGAGACUGAAACACUCAGAGAGGCCUUUGCUCCCUUUGGAGAAAUUUCAAACUGCAGAAUAGUAAGAGACCCCCAAACACUUAAGUCUAAAGGGUAUGCCUUUGUGUCUUUUGUUAAAAAAGCUGAAGCAGAAAAUGCCAUACAAGCCAUGAAUGGUCAGUGGCUUGGAUCAAGAUCAAUUCGUACUAAUUGGUCAACUAGAAAGCCACCACCACCAAGAACAGAAAAACCCGCUCAGAGGCAGAAACAACCUCAAUUUGAAGAGAUAUACAAUCAAACUUCUCCAACUAACACAACAGUAUAUUGUGGAGGUUUUGCGAGUGGUCUCACUGACGAUUUAGUUCACAGAACUUUUUCACCGUUUGGUACAAUACAAGAUAUUAGAGUGUUCAAAGAUAAAGGGUAUGCUUUUAUAAAAUUUCUAACAAAAGAAAGUGCAACUCAUGCUAUUGAAAAUAUUCAUAAUUCAGAUAUUAACGGUGCAACUGUUAAGUGUUUCUGGGGCAAGGAGAAUGGAGGUUUUGGCCCAGAUCCGUCAAUGCAGUCAGGAGCUGUGCCCCAAUCAUCAGCCCCUCCAUAUUCUUAUGGAUAUGGCAGUUAUUGGUACCCGCAAGGCUAUACUGCUGGAGGUGGUUACAUGCAAGGAUACCAGUCCUACCAGCAAUAUCAACAAUAUCCAGGUGGUCAGCAAUACUGUGUUAUGCCACAACAGGGGCAGUGGUCAGGUCAGCCAGGACAACAACCAAAUGUACCCGUUAUGUAUGGUCAAAAGUAUCCAUCUCAGUGAAAUAUUCCAUAGACAUUAACUUGGGUUACGUUUUUGCAGUAAGUUUGAGCAAGAACAAUUAUAAACAAAAUACCUAUAAAUAAUAUUAGGAAUAUGAACUUAACCUUUAUAAACAUUUCUUUGCUUCCAGUAGCAAAACACACUUGUUUUAUAACUUUUUACAUUUGAUUUAUUAGGUUUGGUUUUCGAAUAAAUGACCUUUGGUAAUUGUUUACUUUGUCUCCUAAGAAAAUAUAUAACAAACCUUUUGUUUGGACUUUGUAUCUAAAACCACAUGUCUUUUGUUGAUAUCUUUCCUAUCUUAAACUUAUUUUGUAAAUUUUGAUUAUCUGUUUAAUGGUUUAAAUUUCAUGUCUAUGCUGAAGUUCUUAUUUAUGCCUUGAACAUUAAUAUUAAUGGUUAUUUUUUAUCCAACACAUGUAGAUCCCAUGAGGGGUAGUAAUAUGCAUCCACAAAUUUAUUCUUGUUACAAAAAUUUUCAUUGUGGACGUGUGUAGCAGGAAUAUACAAUAAAUUUUUAUAUAUCAAUUAAUUAAGCUUUUUUUUUUCUUUAACAGGUAUUCUUUUAGGGUUUAUAAACUUUUCCUCAAUUAAAAUUAAAUUUACUAUUAGUAAAUUUUUUCUAUCUUUGAACUUGAUUUAUAUGAUUGUUGAUUGUAGAUAAAGUAGGUGAUUUGGACUCAGAUUUUUUCGCUCUAAACCUGCAAGAUAUCUUUUUUGCAUCCCAUACAAUACAAGUUUGUGACUUUGAUAUAUGUUUUAGCAACUCCUGCCGAGCUUCUCUUCAGUUGUCACAGGUAAUUUACAAGAUUCAAAUAAAAUUACGACUUUCAGAUCAAACAUUUUUUAGUAAUUGCCAAUUUCUAAGCUAAAUUUAAAUAGAUUUUUUUAUUUUUCCAACUUUGUGGCGAUCCUACUUUAGAAGACUAAUACACUGUUGUACAUUUCAUUUAAUUUAGAUUAUUACAUUUUGAAUCAUUUAACACCUUAUCUGCGUUUAGAGAUAUUUAUAACCUUACAUUGGGUGCGUUACAAGGCUUAUAUGUUCCGCUACCGUGCAUUAUGACACAGUUGAUCCAGCCAACUGUUAGCUUAGUACGAGGUCUAUUUGUCCCAUAAUGCAGCCAAGGUGUUAAUGUACUUAUUGUUAUUUCCAGUAAAAUAAGUUAUUUCCAGUCGUUAACUAAUUCUGUAGCUAUUUGAUACUGAUAUGAAUACGAAACAAAAUAUGAAACAAAAAAAAAGUUUUAUUGAUGUUUUGAUUUUAAUAUAUUAACUUAAUUGGACUAUUGUUAGUGAAUUUUUUGCCUGGAUGUAGGUUUAUAUUUGAAUAUACAAUGAUGAUCAUGCUUAUAACUGGCAAAAUAACGCAAAAGAUGAAAAACAUAAUACGUUGUGAAAUAAAACGAGAUGAAACUAGUAGAUGUGGAAAUUAUCGAUAUAAACAUAUAAAUGAACAUUAAAUUUACUUAGUUUCCCACCUUUAGACGUAUCAAAGGAAUAUGUCAAAUAAAACACAUUGUCACAAUGGUAGUUGCCAAGCUCGUCCGAUAUAUCUAAAGGUGGAAAGAAUCAAUACAAUGCAAAUUUAUAGGUUUUUAUCGCUAAAUUUCCCACCUCUACUAGUUUCAUCUCUUUUUAUCUCACAACUUAAUGUUUUCCAUCUUUUACGUUAUUUUGCCAGUUAUUAGGACGCUCAUCACUGUAUAGAAUAGUAGAAGGUGACAUUCAUAAAACUGUUAAGUUAUAAUAUUAGCUUAUGUGUACAUCAACAAACCUUUUUUUCUACAUUUAUUGAUUCAUGUUAUAUUAGGUACAAAAAAGUACAAUAUCUUACAACUUCUGAUUUUGAUAUUAGAUACAGUUGCAAAUCUAACAUCCAAUAAAAAGUUUCCAGGUUACGCAAUGUUUUCACAUAUCGUCAGUGGUGUGACAAUACCUUCUAUCUGCUGUAACAUGAGUUUUGUAGUAGAGACAAAAAACCUUUUUUUAGGGUCACCUCCUGUUUUCAUAUGAUAUUUUUUGAUUUGUUUUGUAGCAAAUAAAUAAUAAAUUUACUACAAAGCAAGUCAAAAAAUAUAUGAAAACAGGAGGUGACCCUAAAAAAGGUUUUUCGUCUCUCCUACCAAACUCACGUUACAGCAGAUAGGAGUUAUUGUCACAUAGCUGAUGAUACAAUGUUAUUAUGGAACUAAUAGGUUUUUAUUGAAAUUGUGUUAUCUGUAUGCCUGUAAAUCUAGCCAUAAAGGAAUGUACCAAUAGGAACUAUACAACUUUCCUUUUCCAAUGGUCAAGAAAAUAUCAUACUUAUUCUUGAUUUGUUAGUAACUGAAAGGUAAAUAUAUCCUCAAUUCUCAUUAGAUUAUCAUGUUUCAACAUAUUGUUGAGUGAUAGUGUUCAACCAUUAUCAUAAAUCAAAUUAGAUAGUGCCUCAUAAGCAUCAAUAUUGAAUUUUGAAAGAAUUAAGUAUGAACAAUAGGUACAUUGCAAACAUUAUUAUACUAGAAAAGUAAUGUUUUUGAACCAAUAAAAACAUUCAAACUACAACUACAGAUUACUAUUUAAUUUACAUUCAUUUAUCUCAUAUCUUUUCCUUCAUUUAUUUAUAUAUUUUCAUUACAGGUCUCUUUAUCAGGAAAUACAAAGAUAUGAUGAAUUCAAUACUGUGCACUAUAUAGUGUGUUCCAAAAGAAACAGGACAAUCGAAUAUUUAAAGAAAUUAACAUGGGUUCAAAAAACUGAAAAACACGUGUUCAAUAUUUUUCAAAAAUCUAUCGAAUAACACCAAAUACGACCCCUAGAACAGGAACUUUCAAAUCUUAAAUGGGAACACCCAUUUUUUAUUACAGAUUAAGAUUCUGCAUGAGAAAGUAAACAAGUUUCAUCUGAAUUUAUUUCAAUUCGCAAAAGAUGGUGCUGUAAUCACAGAAAAACAGAUCAGUAGUCUACAAUAGUUAUUUUCCUAACUAGUGCGGGAAGUGAUACUUUUACGCACGAGACUGCCGUUGACCCGAAGGACGUGAUAGCGGAGUUCGGGCAAGCAGUCCAGUGCAGGGAAGACACUUUCUGCAUGAGUUAGGAACAAUAUUUUUUCUAUGGCCGUACGUUUGGAAAAAAGCCACAAAAAAUAGAGUUAUAUCAAUUUUUAUUUAGAAGUAAAAAUACACAAAUUAAUUCUUUGACAAGGUUGUUAAAACCAAACUUUCAAUAUAAUGGGUUACCACGACGACAAUAUUGGUUUCCAUGACAACGAUUCAGAACCAUUGUAAUUGUCUACUGAUUUGACUUUUAAAUACAAUGUCAAAAUAAUUGAAUUUCUUCGAAUUUUCAGUAGUAAUUGCACAAGAGCUCUAAAAUUCUAUAUUAAUUUUAGAGUUCGAGUGCAAUUUGUUGCGAUUAUUUCAUGAAUAAAACUGUUCAAAACUAAAAUUUUAUUGUAUUUUAUUUAUGUAAGUACAAAUUAAACACACAGUUGGUAUAAAUAUUUUACGGUUUAACGUCAUCACUUUUAUAAUUUUUAAAACAUUAAUUGUCAUUAAUGUCACUGAAUGUAUUUUUUCGUAGCAACGAAGGGCAUCUGACACAAUAUACUUAAAGACGGGCAAUUAUCAAAAAUUAUCGAUUUAAUUCAGAUUUCUGUAGCAUUCUAUUGGUCAGAAUCUCCUAUGAAUGAAAUAAUCGCGCUAAUUUCAUUAAAACCUGAACACGAUAAGGUAAAUUUGAAAUAAAUUAGUAAAUAAUAUCUAAAUAUUAGUUUAUUGCAUGUAUUAUAAUAUAUUAUAAUGCCAUAUUACAAGGUAUUUUACUUUCCCGCACGCCGUGCGGGAAAAGUGCAACUUUCAGAACGAAAUGCGUGCGUGAAAGUGGCUUUUUUAGCACGGCCGUAGAAAAACUAUUUUUUAUGGCACUGAAUUCAGUUUUUAUGAAGUUUUUGCAGAAUCUGAAUCUGCGAUAAAAAUGGUUCCUGUUUAAGAUUUCAAAAUUGCUCCCCUCAACUGCAGGGGGUGGAGUGGGGAACAUGCUUGGUGUCAUUCACUAGAGUUUUGAAAAAUAUUGAACCCAUGUUUUUCAGUUUUUUGAUUCGAUGUAAAUUUCGUAAAAUAUUCGACUGUCCCACUUAUGUUGGCAUCAUGGUAUAUCAACAGGUUUUUCCAAAGUAUUGCUAGCACAUUUAAUUGUAAGACAUACAUUAGACUGGUAACCUAUUUUGAGAAAAUAUACAGGGUGUCUGCGUAACUUGGGACCAUAUGGGAAACUUCUUUAAUAUCAAUUUUACGAAAAAAAGUCAUUCUUUAUAAAGUGCUCUGCAUAGUCUAAAACCUAGGAUGCAAUCAUCAGAUAUCAGAUUUUGUCAACAGUAUACGAGGUAUGUCAAAAAAUAUGAAUUUCGCUCAAGAGCAAACCACUUUUAUAUUUCAAAAUAUCAAAAAAUUUUAUGAUGAAAAGUUAUUUGUAAUUAAAAACCAUAUUCAAAUAUGCAAUAACAGCCUUCUACUUGAAAAAAAAAAUUUCUGAAAGUUUCCUAAAUUACCGAUUCCGAACAUCAUUUUUAUUUAUUAGACAUGUAAUAACUCUUUUAUUCAUAAUUUUAGGAAAAAAGUUAUUCUUCAUAAAAAUCUGUACAUGGUCUAACCUCAAGAUGCAACCAUCAGUUAUCCAAGUUUGUUAAUUUUAUACGAGGUGUGUCAAAUAAUAUGAAUUUAGAAAUUCACAAACCUCGUGACACACCUUGUAUAAAAUUAACAAACUUGGAUAACUGAUGAUUGCAUCUUGAGGUUUAGACCAUUCACAGAUUUUUAUGAAGAAUAACUUUUUUUCCUAAAAUUAUUAAUAAAAGAGUUAUUACAUGUCUAAUAAAUAAAAAUGAUGUUCGGAAUCGGUAAUUUAGGAAAAUUUCAGAAAUUUUUUUUUAAGUAGAAGGCUGUUAUUGCAUAUUUGAAUAUGGUUUUUAAUUACAAAUAACUUUUCAUUAUAAAAUUUUUUGGUAUUUUGAAAUAUAAAAGUGGUUUGCUCUUGAGCGAAAUUCAUAUUUUUUGACAUACCUCGUAUUCUGUUGACAAAAUUUGAUAUCUGAUGCUUGCAUCCUAGGUUUUAGACUAUGCAGAGUACUUUAUAAAGAAUGACUUUUUUCGUAAAAUCGAUAUUAAAGAAGUUUUCCAUAUGGUCCCAAGUUACGCAGACACCCUGUAUGACUGACCAUACUUUGGCAAAAAUGCAUUAAUAUGUUGUUAUACAAAACUACUAUUGACCAUACACAUAUUUUGUAUUGGACGGGAGAAAUAAUUGUGGCUAGUUAUAUUAUUUUACUAUUUUAUCACAUUAAUAAGUUUCAUUUACUCCAGAAGCCUCUAUUACUCUUACUUACUCCGUGGCGUUACAACCUUCACGGGUUUUAGCCAACUCGACAACAUGCCUUCACUCUUCUCUGUCUAGAGCAACCUCUAUCCAAUUCUCCACGCCCAUAGCUUUCAGGUGUCCUGCUAUAUUAUCUCGCCACCGGAGUCGAGGACGUCUUCUUUCAGUUGGGACUUCCCCCACACCAGCCUCACUCUUCUUUGGUCAGAAUGUCUUCUGAGGUGUCCUCUCUAUUGGAGUUUUUGGACUUUAUUUAUUUUAUGAUGUUGGCGUCUGUGUAAAGUUCUUCGAGCUCUUUGUUAGUUCUUAUCCUAUAUAAUAUAAUAUGCUUCAUCCAGCACAGGCCCAAAAGUCCCGCAGCGAAAGUGUUAAGCAACAGAGAACCACCCUUUUAUAAAAAAUAUAUGGAAAACAGGAUUGGGUUAGCUAAUAUGAAUUUUAAAUGAGCAACUUAGAUCAGAUAUGCUGGUAACAUUAAUACUCGUAGAUUAUGUCAUUAUUGAAGGGAAUUCUAUUCCAUUUGUACUUGUUUUGUUUUGUACAGAAGAAAAAUAUGUAUUGAUAAUGAUAAAAAUAAAUAAUGACAUUUUCGAGAAAGAGAAAUAAUACUGAUCAUUAUUUUGGACUAAUUUAUGUGAAUAGACCAAACAGAAAUGUCUCAUUUUACUGAAAAAAAAAAUGUGCAAGUUUUAGACAUAAAGAAAAACAGUUAGACAGGCUGAAAGCAUUGAUCUAAUGAUAACUGGCUUUACUUUUUGAUACAUAAAGUAGUUAUAAUAUUUUGAUACGAUAGAUGAUUAAGUUAAACUGUACGUUUUUAUAAACAUUUAAUAAUUUUGUAUUACUUAUAAAAAACGAAAUUUACUAGGUACUCUAUAUUCUAUAGUAUAUACUCUACACCUAUAAUUGAUUUUUCAAACCCUUAUUUACCUGAAUAAUAUGUGCCUUCUUAUAUGAUAAGAUGUAGAAAUUUUGAUAUUGAUGGUAACUCUUGAUUCCUAAAUGCUUUUUUACUCCAUACUUUUUUACGAAAAUGUAAACGUAAAACCUGUGAAAAAGAAAUCACAUAACAGUGAACCAAUUUUCCAGCACAUUUAAGAUUUGAUAUUAUUAAAUUGUGAUUUGUUUUGUUAAAAUAUACAGCUAAUCAUGAAAAUUUCUGUCCUAGAUGUAAUGCUAUGUUAGAUAGUGUUGGAAAUAGGUUCCGCUCUAUUUUCCAAAAUAUUAGUCCAAAAAAAUGAAGCAGCUUCUAAUAAUGCUGAUAGUUGAUGGAGUUAAUUAAAAUAAAAAAGUGAAGCAAGUUGUUAAAGUAUUAUUUAUAUCUAAAGAAAAUCAUUAUUUAUACAUUACCAAGAGAAAAACAAUCACUGAGAAAAAUUACGGGUUUUUUAUUUUUAUUACAGUAUUGUAAAUUUUUUUUAUUUUAAAUUCAUUGUUAUUCUUGCAAACCCUUAAUUGAUUAGCUUAUGCUUUCCCAUAUGAAAACAAUGAUAAUAAUGUCUAUGUUGAGGGUAAUAUUUGUCUGCUUACUAAUAUUUGAUUUUUUGGCUUAUCUAGCUUAACUGAUUUGUGUUAUUUCAAUAUUAACCAAAAGACAUAGUUUGUAAUACAAAUAUUGUUCAAGUUGUUAAUAGGUAAUUUUUUAUUUCUAUAUAAUUUGUAUCAAAAUCAUGUAAUGUAAAUAUUUAAUAUGCAUCUUUUGUUAAUUGAAUAUCUGUGCCUGCGCAAUAUAUUUUUGAAUUUUUUUUCAAUAGCUUUUGAUUCUUCUCUAUGUUAAAUUUAUUGUAAUGAGAAUCAAAUUUUACAUCUUUUUUGAUGUUUUGAUUUCCAAUCUGGAAAUUAUUUUCAAACGACUUUUAUAAUUUUUUAUAAACUUCAGGAACCAAUGUAAAAUAUAAUUCUCAUUAAAAUAAAAUGUGGUUUAAUCCCAUAUAAAUAUGAUAUUUAACUCUAGCAUGUCACAAGAAAACAAUUUCAUUUUUUCUGUUUUCUAUUGCUCAGGUUUUUAAUUUUUUUCUGGCUGCACAUAUUUUAUGAGUUUUGAAGUUAUGAAAGUCUAAGGACCAAAUUACUAUUUUAUGUUAGAGACUUAUAAAAGGAUCAGUAAGCUACAUCUAGCAAUGAGCACAUGUUCAUAAAACAGCUCAGGUUUUGCUUAUAUCAGAAAUGCAACGAAAUGUUUCCUAAGUAAAAAACAGUGUUAUAUAAAAUAAACUCCUGGACAAAAUUAACGCACCACUUUAAUUAAUCUAAAUAUUUACAAUAUGAACACAAAAUAAAACUAACUUACAUUGAAAUAAUAAUAAACACCUACAAAUUAGUCCAACAUGACUUUAUCAUGACCUUAAUUUACCUUAUUGUCUCUUUAAAAAUUUGUUUUUGCUGGAAAUGCGUAAAUAAGCUAGCAUAACUCCAAAUUGCAAAAAGAAAACAAUCAGUAAAAUAAUACAAUAAAAUGCAUCUGGGUCAACACUAAUACCGUGUAGGCCUUCCUCUACUUCUUAUGACUGCAUUUAUGGGUCGAGGCAUGCUUGAAAUCAAAUGUUCAACAAAAUCUUGCGGAAUAUUCUCCCAUUCUUCAAUAACGGCCUCAAUGAGUUGGUUGUGAUUGGCAAUAGGGGGUCUACGACUUGGAAUCUUUUUUUUUUGAGAGUCUCAUAGAUGCUCUAUAGGAUUCAUGUCCGGACUGUUAGGUGGUCACUGUAAUAAUGGAAUAUCAACAUCAUUUAGGUAGCCAAUAACCUGUCGAGCCACAUGAGGACGAGUGUUGUGUUGCAUGAAUAAAAAAUUAGGUGCAAGAAACGGAGCAAAAGGCAUUACAUGUUCGACAAUAAUGUUGUCUAAGUACUAAUGGGCAUUCGUAGACCUCGUACGUAUGAGGACCAACUCCGUACGAGCUUUAAAACAAAUUCCCCCGCAAAACAUUUUAGAGCCACCACCAAAAGGUACUUUAGGAGAGAUAUUGCAGCUGGCAAACCUUUCUCCUCGCCUUCGCCAGACACGCUCACGACCAUCUGGAGCUUUUAGGCUUACUCUAGUCUCAUCGGAGAAAAGAACUCGUUUUCAAUCAUCGAUGGUCCAAUUUUGAUGCAAUCUUGCAAAAUUCAAUCUCUGAACCCUGUGUUUUCUGGUAAGCAAGGGUGUUUUGGCCGGUUUCCUGUUGCUCAAUUCUGCUUCAUGUAAACGGCUUCUAACUGUUCGAGACGAUAUCGCGACAUUUCGAACAUCUGCUAGUUAAUUUUUUAGCAAAUUGCUGGUGACUCUCCUAUCUCUGAGAGCACGUUGUCUCAAAAAACGAUCAUUAAUUUGAUUAGUGUAACGUUUUCGCCCUUGCCCUGGUCUUCGAUGGUACGACCCUGUUUCAUUAUAUCGCCUCACCUUGCGACUGAUGCUGGAAUGAUGUCUUCCUAACAAACCUGCAACGUAUCGCAUUGAAUAUCCUUGAUCUAGGAGAGUCGAUGCUCGCACUGCCUCCUCCAUUGACAAAUUUCUUUGGCAGUUCAUUUUUUUAUUUGAUUUUUAUGCAAAUGAACUUCCAAAUAUGCAUGUGAUGAAAAAUAUCACAAAAAAAGCUUGUUUCUCACAAGCACUUUGCUUUAAUCAGCUUUUUAUGUAAAGUUUAACUCACUUUUAGUCUAAAACCAAGUUUAAUACAAAUUAUUGUUUAAACAAGACUAUUAUUAGGGUACAUAACAACUGUCACUGUCAAACAAGGUCCAUAGGCAACUUGUCGUACAGUAAAUUAUCAAUAAAUAAAGAUUAUUGAGAAAAAUAUGAGUGGUGCGUUAAUUUUGUCCAGGAGUUUAUGUAUCUGGUGCUUGAAAGAAUCGAAGUCAUCUUGAUUCGAAUUUUUAAAAUCUGCUCUUCUUUGUAGAAUAUUUGUUCCAAAUUUCUAACAUAUUUAAAUAAAUUUAAUGAACAAUUCCUUUAUAAAAGGUAUAUUUUUUAUUUUAUUUUAUAUAGAUAUUUUUCAUUAAAUUUAUUUGUGAUUACUGGUAUACAGCCAGCUACAGGGAAUUCUUUCUUGAGAAUUUCUAAAAUAUUUGUUUUUCAAAUAGUGUUUAUAUAUUUAUACAAGAUAAAUAUACUUUUAUCUUUCUGAUUCAUAGAAAAUUCAUUCAAAUUUUGGAAACACAAUGUUAUCAGAAUCAUUUAAAUGGACAUAAGAAAAUUGAAAAAUGUUCCUGCACUGUUAUUAUAUUUUAGGUGUUGGUAUAGGUAUUUUUAAUUUAGUUAUAUAAUAAUUUGGAACAUUAUCUGAAUAAUUAUUGAUUAUAGAGAGUUAGAGCAAAAAUAUGUAAACCUUUAAAAUUAUUUUCAAAAUAUGUUUUUGAAAAUUUGUUAAUUGUGACAUAUUUAAGAAAUCAAGUAUCAAUAAUCAAAUUGGUCAUCCCUACACAAUGAUUUGGUGUGUUAAUAUACUUGAUACAAUCAGUUUUCAAUUUUUUUGAACAUGGCAUUAAAAUGUGUAAAUAUGCUUAAUUUUUUUCAUUUUGAAAGGUUGACCUACAAAAUUGGUAAAUUUUUGUUUUAACUCUUUUAAUUCUAAAGAAAGCAUGUAUUUUAAUAAUAUUUAAUGAGUCUGUCAUUUAUUCCAUGACUUAAACCAAACCUUCAUUAUUAGAGUAUACCCCUAAUGACAAUAUAUUGUACAUAUUUAUAGUCAAUUACUUUUGAUAUAAAAUAUGUUUUCUGAUAGUGAUGAGAUUAAGUUCAUAUUCUGUUAAUUACACACUUGACCUAGGAUUAAUUAGAUUAUGGUUUGCCGUGUUCUUUUGGUUGAUGUAAAUAGGUAUAUAUAUUAUUUUUUAUCAAAUUAAUACUUGAUUUUCCCAAAAUUGUAAGUGUUAGUAUAGAAAUAUAAUCAUGGACUUAAAGAAAUGUUAUCCAUAGCUAUCAACCUCUGAACAUGACCUAAAGAUUACAAAACGUUUGACGAAUUAUGAUGUACAUAUUCUGAUGUUAUUUGGGAAAUAAAUUAUGACCAACACA
This is a messenger RNA of Diabrotica virgifera virgifera (western corn rootworm), 11667 nucleotides long. It is a transcript of the gene Rox8, whose product is annotated as nucleolysin TIAR. Lineage: Eukaryota; Metazoa; Arthropoda; Insecta; Coleoptera; Chrysomelidae. Bases 214 to 1320 code for a protein of 368 amino acids. Gene Ontology annotation, molecular function: mRNA binding. The record is from RefSeq and is a predicted model, not a curated record. The transcript has a single exon.